CGGCAACUUCUGUAGGUCUGCAGCAGAUCUCUUGACAUGGCACCCAUCUCGACUCUUUGGUGAACUCAAGUCGAUGUAUAUUUCAGCAAGCAUGUCUUGCGCUUGAGGUGUUCCAAUUGCCAUCAUGCGACCUUCUGCAGCCCUUCCCCCGGUCAUCCGUAUCAUCGAUGGCACGUUUUACCGUCAUCACCCGUCAUCAGCCAGCACUGCUGGGCAAGCAAACCCGCCUUUGUUCAACAACCUCAAGUUCACACUUCCUUCCGCAACAGACCCGCCUAAUCACUGGUAUGUAUUAGGCCCUUCUCUGAGUGGGAAGACCACCUUCUUGCAGCUUCUGCGCGGCGAGCAUCUCUGUUUUGGUCCCGAAGCGAGGAGCUUUCCCUACCUCUCCACCGACGCGGUGCCUCGCAAGUUGCGGGUGCCCGGCAAGGCCAUCCAAUAUGUUGGUUUCGACAAUAAUGGGUUCUCCGCCAGUGCCAUCAAGCCGGCGCAUUUGUCUGCACGUUACGAGUCGAAGCGCGUGGACACGGAUUUCUCCCUGCAAGAUUUCUUGUUGGGUAACACCGAGUUGAAUGCCCUGAAGUCGGAUGAGGAUAAGCCCAACCCGGUCCUUGUAGACCGAGUUGUGAGGGAUCUCAGACUUGCCCAUUUGUUGGAUUUACCCGUUUCAUUCCUGAGCAAUGGGCAAGGACGAAGGGCAAGGAUCGCAAGGGCUCUUCUAAGGGUUCCCGAAGUGCUACUUCUCGACGAGCCCUUCAUGGGCCUCGAUCCACCUACCGUCGCUGGGCUCAGUCCACUUCUGCAUAGCAUGGCCAGGAAGGCUAGCCCGAGGCUGGUGAUGAGUGCUAGACCACAAGAUCCCAUACCAGACUGGAUCACACAUCUAGUCUAUCUCAGGGGCGAUUGCCAGGUCGGCGCUAUGGGUGAAAAAGAAGUCGUAUUGGAGGGCCUGAGGAAAUACGUCAGGGGAGUGUGGAAUGGGACGCGCAAGGAGGAUAAGGAGAUGGCGGUGCACAACAUCGAACAUAUGGGCAAAAUCCUAACCGCCAAGGGUAUCCAAGGAGAUCCACUUGGGGGCGAAGAAGGCCAGGCAGAAGACGAAAUUCCUCUCGCUGCGGAUGACCAGCUGAGCAAACCUCUGGGGGAGCCUGUUGUUGAGAUGGACGGCUGUGUAGUACAGUACCGAGGCAAAGUUGCUCUUGGCAGCUGGAAACAACAGAUACAAGGCGAAGAGAAGCACGGUCUCCUCUGGACUGUUCGGAGAGGUGAGCGCUGGGGCAUAUUCGGACCCAACGGCUCUGGAAAGACCACAAUCUUGUCUCUCAUCUGUUCCGAUCACCCCCAAACUUACUCACUUCCCAUCAAGCUCUUUGGCAAGACCAGAAUCCCCGAACCAGAGUCAGCGACACUGCCGCUUACGAUCUGGGAUAUCCAAGCCCGUAUCGGACAUUCAAGCCCUGAGAUUCAUCAGUUGAUGCCACGCAAUUUGACGGUGCGGCAGGUCAUUGAGAAUUCGUGGGCAGACACUUUUCGGACCAAAGCAAAGAUGGAUAGCGAAAGAAAAGGAAAAGUAGACGCUGUCCUUGGCUGGUUCCAGGCAGAGCUUAAUCCUGCCUACCUUCCAUCGUCCAGCAGCCCGACCCUGACCGCUACUGAGACAUAUUUGCAAUGGGCUGAUCACUACAUGUUUGGCGAGCUAUCUUUUUCCGCUCAGCGCGUGCUCUUGUUCCUACGCGCCAUAAUUAAAAACCCUGACAUUGUUGUUCUAGACGAGGCGUUUGGUGGAAUGGAUGAUGUCGUGCGGAACCGUUGCCUCUUGUUCCUUGAGCACGGGGACAGCAAAAUGUAUGCUACCAAUGAAGACGGAUCCGAGACCAUCGUCGAUCGCGAGGCUUCCAAAGCUGGCAACGUCAAAGUUCGAGGGUUGACGGAUGAUCAAGCCUUAAUAUGCAUUAGCCACGUGAGGGAGGAGAUACCCGGGUGUAUCCGAGAGUGGAUUUGUCUUCCCGAGGCCAACUCGGGUGAAGCAGCAAGGUUUGGGAAAUCGAGAGGUCCCCUGGGCAAAGAUGAGAAGAGCUGGAGGGAUAUUUGGGGAAUGAGUAGAUGAUGUCCUUCCUAGAGAGAAAAGAUAGUGGGCUCAGAAACGCCUGGGCUGGGCUGAAUGAGUAAUAUCAGCAGAGCCGACUUUCCCCCAUGGUCUUGAACAUCUUUGAGAGAUUUCUUAAUAAGUCAUCUCAUCCACACUAUUGUUUUCCUCGAGGUGAAAAUACCGU
Messenger RNA from Pseudomassariella vexata, 2273 nucleotides. RefSeq names its product ABC transporter. Lineage: Eukaryota; Fungi; Ascomycota; Sordariomycetes; Amphisphaeriales; Pseudomassariaceae. Gene Ontology annotation, cellular component: mitochondrion. The transcript has a single exon. Gene Ontology annotation, molecular function: ATP hydrolysis activity; ATP binding. The record is from RefSeq and is a predicted model, not a curated record. The coding region runs from base 125 to 2107 and encodes 660 amino acids.